This is a messenger RNA of Suhomyces tanzawaensis NRRL Y-17324, 1410 nucleotides long. RefSeq lists its product as uncharacterized. The record is from RefSeq and is a predicted model, not a curated record. The coding region runs from base 346 to 1137 and encodes 263 amino acids. The transcript has a single exon. NCBI's taxonomy places the organism in Eukaryota, Fungi, Ascomycota, Pichiomycetes, Serinales, Debaryomycetaceae.
AAUCUCGUCCGACGCGCGAUUUCUUUUGCCAAAGGCUGCAAUUGCAGGCCGCAGGCCAUCGCUUCUAUUAUCAUGCAGGAAAAGGAGGGGGGCGCGACUGCCCAUGCCAGUGUCUGGUGGUGUCUGACGUGGAACUAGCGGAAUGGAUCGGCCUUGUUUUCCGUGCUGGGGUGCGGUUGGGAGCGUAGCCACCGGCACCAAGCCCACCACUCCCGAGAAACAUUUACUUCAACACCCUGGGGUGCAGGCGUCGGUGGCUUUCGCCAGAAGCGUUCAUGUGGUGCUCAGCCCAGCUUGUGAGGUGCUGUCUGAAGCCAGUUUUGCCAACGUUCAGGUGACAGGCUCAUGCAAAAUAACCUUCGCAGGACACGAGCCCGCGCUCGCUUCCCUGGCAACGAACCCCGAAAUGCCCUCGGAACUGACCGGCAACCGAUCCCCCCUCGGGGCUCACAUUCCAGCCCUUGUUCGUUGCUAUCAUGCAAUCGACGCAGACAAUCUGGUUGGUGGAGGAUCCACCAUCUAGCGUCUCGUGCGUCAUGGCCUCGCUGCGCACGUGCCUCCUCCACCACUGCUACAUUGCUUAUCUCAGAAGUCCCCCGUGCGCUUGCUACACCACACCACCACCAGCGUGCUCCAGUAUUCCCGAUUAGUCAUGUAUUAGUUAAUCGUCCACCACCGUUCCAGAACUGGUCCUGCCGGUUUCGGCUCCGUGGGAAUGGCUCCCACCGCCGCUUCCUCGACUAUGACCAGAACGUCGACGCCAUUACCACUUUGGUUCUCAUAAGCCUGCUCGGUGGGCUCCGCAGUGCGCCCAGGCUUCCCACAAUGCCCAGCCAAGCCCACACCAGCCACUGCCUGGUUAUCCGCCUGGUUAUCCGCGAGCUUCCUCACGCGAACCAUCCCGGAACUGUCGUGGGCCCCAGACAGUUUUCCGGUGCUGCUACCCAAAGUUGGCCCCUCGGAUGCAAUUGUGUCCAAACCUGGCACUCGGAGGGUCGCAAUGUCCCGGGCUCAUGUAGAUGUUUUGAUGAAUGUGGUUAUGAAACAUUGAAAGACCGCGACGAAUGUUCGUCACUGAUGGCCAGAACCCUGGCCCAUCGCGAACCCACCGCGAGCAUUGGCCUGCUCGUGUCUUGACAAUGUGGAGGUGCUGUCAUUUCGGUGCCAUCUCCGCCUUGGAAGCUAGUCUUUAUCUCAAACUCUAUCACAAUAAGUCGGUUAGCCUUUUGUGCAUGAAAAUCCGCUCACUUUGGUAUGGAUGGAUUCAGAUGGGCAUCUAGACAUCAAAGUAGGCUUAUGUGGGGGAACUCGCGAUUGAGCAGCGACACUGGAUUAGAGUUGAGUUCACCGAUUGAGAAAGAUACUUUAAUGCAACUGGUGUGGAUUUUUCAACAACUCCACAUUUUAGCA